Messenger RNA from Brassicogethes aeneus, 3157 nucleotides. NCBI's taxonomy places the organism in Eukaryota, Metazoa, Arthropoda, Insecta, Coleoptera, Nitidulidae. The record is from the annotation of a GenBank genome assembly.
GGACAAGGCAAGGUUUUAUAAGUCCGGUGAACGCAGCUAAAAUGCGGUUGGCGCGGUAAAAAUAGGGCAGUGCAAAAGUGCUGGUGUGCGAGUACGGAUUAAGUACUUUUCGACUGCAUCAACUCGUUCACACAAGAGACAGUUUUUUAAGUGCAAGAUGGGAGUGACACGGACUCUCGCAUCAGGGUUGGCCCUGAUGGUCCUACUGCUGGACCUGAGCGAAGCGAUCAGGGUGGCCGGGAAGAAAAAAGUUACUGACCAAGCCACGUCUGCCUCUUCCUCGUGGUGGCAACAAGACACGGGCGGUAUAGACACGUCAGAUUUUUUCUCAACGCAGCACCAGGUCUUACAGACCCACCCGCCUUUAGGCGUUGGUGGUGGACCCAGUAAAAUAAGAGGGCCCACAAAACCUAGCUUUGCCAGUGACUACCAUGCCAAACAUUUGGAUUAUAGGACGUCUGCGACUGAAGAGUUGAGAAAAAAUCCGAACUUGUCGAGUCCAGAGGAGUGCGCUAGGGCUUGCAGAGAGGGGGAACCACCCAGGAUUUGUUAUUAUCAUUUUACUUUGGAGUUCUAUACUGUGCUUGGAGCAGCUUGCCAAGUCUGCACACCAAACGCAACAAAUACAGUGUGGUCGAAUUGUCAGUGCGUUUUGGCCGAUGGUGUUGAAAGAGGAAUCCUGACUGCCAACAGAAUGUUGCCCGGUCCUAGCAUCCAAGUGUGCGAAGGCGAUAAAGUAGUAAUCGAUGUGGAAAAUCACAUGGAAGGCAUGGAAUCCACCAUCCACUGGCACGGAAUCCACCAAAGAGGUACCCAGUACUAUGAUGGCGUUCCCUUUGUGACACAAUGUCCCAUCCAACAAGGAAAUACCUUCAGAUACCAAUGGGUCGGUAACGCUGGUACCCACUUUUGGCAUGCCCACACAGGUCUACAAAAAAUGGAUGGUCUAUAUGGAAGUAUUGUAGUCAGACAACCACCUUCAAAGGAUCCCAACAGCAAUUUGUAUGAUUUUGAUUUGACAACUCAUGUAAUGCUUCUAUCCGAUUGGAUGCACGAAGACGCUGCUGAAAGGUUCCCUGGACGUCUGGCCGUGAACACCGGUCAAGAUCCUGAGAGUUUACUGAUCAACGGAAAGGGUCAGUUCAGAGACCCCAACACAGGUUUCAUGACCAAUACUCCUUUGGAAGUUUUCACAAUGACCCCAGGAAACAGAUACAGAUUUAGGAUGAUAAGUUCUUUCGCCUCGGUGUGCCCUGCCCAAUUGACUAUUCAAGGUCACGAUUUGACAUUAAUAGCCACCGACGGCGAACCAGUCCAUCCCGUCAAAGUAAACACAAUCAUUUCUUUCUCCGGUGAAAGAUACGAUUUUGUCAUAAACGCCAACCAACCUCCAGGCGCAUAUUGGAUUCAAUUAAGAGCUUUAGGGGAAUGUGGUAUAAACAGAGUCCAGCAGUUGGCUAUACUGAGAUACGCUAGAGGCCCAUACCAACCUUCAUCACCACCACCGACAUACGACUUCGGUAUCCCUCAGGGAGUGGUUUUAAAUCCACUUGAUGCAAGAUGUAACGAAAGAAGAACUGAUGCAAUUUGCGUCAACCAAUUGAAAAAUGCCAAGGAAAUUGAUGAGGGAAUUUUGAGGGAAAAGCCCGACUUAAAGAUUUUCUUACCUUUCCGUUUCCACGUGUAUACUCCUGAGGAUCUUUUCAAUCCCAACAGUUACAACAGACAUUUAGUUGCUCCAAAUGGCGACCAUGUUAUCAGUUUGAUCGAUGAAAUAUCUUAUAUAUCUGCACCAGCACCAUUGACUUCUCAAUACGAUGACAUCAACCCAGAACAGUUCUGUAAUGGUGAUAACAGACCACCAAAUUGUGGUGAAAAUUGUAUGUGUACUCACAAAGUUGAUAUACCUUUGAAUGCUGUCGUGGAAGUUGUACUGGUUGAUGAAGUUCAACAACCAAACUUGAGUCAUCCCUUCCAUCUCCACGGUUACUCCUUCAACGUAAUUGGUAUAGGCCGUUCCCCGGACCGUAACGUGAAAAAAAUCAACUUGAAACACGCCUUGGACCUCGACAGAAAGGGUCUCUUGCACAGACAAUACAACUUACCGCCCGGCAAAGACACAAUCGCUGUGCCAAACAACGGUUACGUGGUACUGAGGUUUAGAGCCGACAAUCCAGGUUUCUGGUUGUUCCACUGUCACUUCCUCUUCCACAUCGUCAUCGGAAUGAAUUUGGUUCUUCAAGUCGGUAAUCACGGUGAUCUGCCGCCAGUACCACCAAGUUUCCCGACCUGCGGUAACCACAGGCCCGAGAUCGGGUUGAAUAUCGAUAACUAUUACGACAAGUUAUAAGUUUGAGUUAUUAGUUUCGUUGCUUUCAAAGUAUUUGGGGAUGAUGAUAGUGUGUAAAUUGUACAAAUAUUAAUUAGAGCGCUAGUCAAAUAAUGCCUCCUAAUAAUAUCUUAGAUAGCUUAAACAGUUUUGGUAGAACAUAGUAAAACAAUCCAGUGUAAAGUCAUUUGAUAAAAACUUAAUUGACACAAAACAUGGAUGUUUACAUUUUUAUAAGGGGUCGUCCAUAAAGUACAUGGAUUUCAGACCCCCCUAUAUCACACGUAUUUAUUAUUAUAUCACACGAUGUCACAGUCUUGAGCCCCUUUCUCCCUAAAAGUGUAACGUACUUUAUGAACAAUCCCUUAUUUAUAGUUUUAAAAUUUGAAAAUUGGUAAAGGCAAAACCAUCCUAAAAUUUCUCAAGUAAUUCGUUUGACUUCAAUAAAUAACAUUUUUUAAAAAGGAUUCUAUUUUUAUAACUAAAAUAUUGACUUUAAAAACUGGCGUUUAUUUACUUCGUAGUAGUUAAACUGUUUAAACUUCUUAAAUUAAAAUUUCCUAAACAAUUAAAAUACUUUUGACGUUUUUUAUGCAUAGUUAAUGAAAAUUAAAGUUAUCUAAUAAUCAUUGUGUACAUUGUCUACUCUCUAAAAAUUAAUUAGUCAAAAAUGACUAGUUACUAUAGUUUUUAGUGACUGCUUUUUCACUAAUACCAUGGUUAAUCAUGGAAUACCAUGGUAUCCCCGACAUUUAACACCCAAUUCUUACGUAAAAUUGUCCCCUGAAUCCGAAAAUACCGUCAAAAAUUAUUAAAGUAGUGCAGUUU